This is a messenger RNA of Beta vulgaris subsp. vulgaris (sugar beet), 2401 nucleotides long. Its product is annotated as annexin D8. Gene Ontology annotation, cellular component: cytoplasm. The transcript is spliced from 4 exons. Gene Ontology annotation, molecular function: calcium-dependent phospholipid binding; calcium ion binding. Bases 259 to 1260 code for a protein of 333 amino acids. Lineage: Eukaryota; Viridiplantae; Streptophyta; Magnoliopsida; Caryophyllales; Amaranthaceae. The record is from RefSeq and is a predicted model, not a curated record.
UAUUUUGUAGCCAAGUCUAAGUUGCACAUUAUAUUAAAAACCAUCAACCUUUUUCCCCCUUCUAUAAUGGAUCCAACUUACUUUUAAAGGCCAAAUUCGUUCCUUGCAUCCCAAGUACUUUGCAUCCCUCCUCUCUUAUAUAUAUAUGCACAUAAACUUCAAACUGCUCAUAUAUGACCUUUACAUUUUGUACUUAAAUGAAAAGAUAACAACAGUAUUACCAGAAGUAUACAACUUUAGUCUAAAGCAAACUAAACUAUGGCUACCAAAUUUUACCCACAUAAUUCCAUCACCAAGAGCCAAAGUUCAUGUUGUGAGAGUGAUUGUAAGGCAAUACAUGAGUCAUGGGGGAGGCUAAGCACGUUGGUUUGGACUCUUGCGAAACGAACCACUCAAGCGGAGAGGAGACAAAUCAGGGAGACUUACAAGACAAUGUUUGGGGAAGAUAUAUUGAGCCAUUUACAAAGGCUUAAGCUCAGAUUAUCAGGAAAUUCUGAGGAGUCAAAGUUUUCUGUAAAAGCUUGUGAGGCUUUGUUCCUUUGGAUGGCUGAUUCUUGGGAAAGAGAUGCUUGUUUCGCAAAUGAUGCACUUGAAGGAAAUGAAACUGAUUAUAAGGCUUUACUUGAAAUUUUUGUGGGUAGGAAAUCAAGUCAUGUUCUCAUGAUCAAACAAGUUUACCAAACAAGGUUUAAGAGGUUGAUAGAUCAAGAUAUUGUCAGCUUAGAACCUCCCCAUCCUUGCCAAAGGAUAUUGGUAGCAUUGUCAACUUCCCAUAAAGCCCAUCAUGCUGAUGUGAGCCAAGACAUAGCAAAAUGUGAUGCAAUGAGGCUGUACCUAACUGGGGAAGGAAGCUCAGGAUUUAUUAAUGAAGCUGUAGUUCUUGAAAUCCUAAGUAAAAGAAGUAUCCCUCAGCUUAAACUCACUUUGUCUUCCUAUAAACGAAUUUAUGGUCACAGUUACACUAAGCAAUUGAAGAAGCUGAAUUCAACACAAUUUGAGGACGCGUUAAGAAACUUAAUAGAGUGUAUUCAAAACCCUCCUAAAUACUAUGCCAAGAUGUUGCAAAGAAGCAUAAACGGCGAGGAAGAGAAGAAGGGAUCAUUAGCGCGGUUGAUGGUGAGCAGAGCUGAGAUAGAUAUGAGUGAAAUUCAAAAGAUAUUUAGGAAAAAGUAUGGGUUGGAACUUAGAGAUGCAAUAUGUCAGGCCAUUCCAGCAGGGGAUUACAGAGAUUUCAUGUUGAUAUUGGCUGACAAAUGCUAAUUAUGGUACCCUUAAUCAUUAUUAACUAUAAUGAAUAAGGAUUGUUAGGAUUAGUAAACUACUCCCUCCGUUCCAUAUUAUAGUACCUGAUUUUAUUUUUUCACGAGUAUUAAGUUAAAUAGAAUCUAAGAGGAAAGUAAAUAGUGUUUGUGUAUUGAAAAUAUAUGGUAUUGGAAAAAAGCUGAUUUUAGGAGAUAGAAUGACGGUAAUUGGUGAAAGAGCAUUAAAUGCAUGACUAAUUAAAUCUUUUUUUUUUUUUGAAAGAAAAGGGAUUUCAUUAAUAUUUCGCCAAACGGCACUUACAAGUCAUUUCUGAAAAACAUAAAAUUCUAAUAGAAAUAUAUCACCCUAGAAAUGUAAACAUCGCAGAUUUACUUAAUUUUGCCUUAAUAAAAAUCUUCAUCUGAAGCAAUGCAAUCUGUGAGUUCGCUCUGGUUCGGCAUACGAUCUGCAGAUGCGGAAAUUUUGGGAUGAACGUACUCCAAUAGUCUUCCAUAAUUUAAACAAAAGUUGUGAAACCCUAAUUCUUCAGGUUGAAUCUCGAACUUCAACCAAUGAGAAUAAUUUCUCAAACCUAAAAAAAAAGAACCAUACUCACAACUCCCAUAGGGGAGAAGGAGAUUUCCAAAACAGAAACUAAAAAACCCAUAAAAGGGUUUGAGAAAAUCUCAUAAAGAGAUACUAAUUUAUUGAACAAAACAAAAAAAUGAACUAAAAACUGAAAAUAAAAGGGAAAAGGGGGCUUACCAUGGAUACUAAUUAAAUCUUUGAGUUGAACAAAACAAAGCAAAAAACUAUUUCCAAGAGGCAAAUAGAUAAUGGUGGUACAAUUUUUUUAGGAAAAUCAUGGAAAUGUAUGAAAUAAAAAAUGAAAACAAUAAUUAUAUUUUAGAAUAUUUUAAAAGAAAAGAAGCACUAUAAUAGGAGACGUGGGUAGUAUUAUCAUAUAUUGUACAUGCUGUUCUAUAGACUAUAGUGUAACAGUUGCAAGCAUAGUACCACAAGUAUAACUAGCUUUCAAGAUCAGUGGCUUUUCCAUUUUGGUGGAAAUUAAGAAAGGGACUUUCCACUUUUGUGUUAAAAAGGGUUCGUUAUUUUAAUGAUCAAGUUUGGUUAAGGUUUUGUCUUAAUCUCUCUUUUA